This is a messenger RNA of Phaeodactylum tricornutum CCAP 1055/1, 501 nucleotides long. Its product is annotated as lipoate-protein ligase. The annotation marks the transcript as partial. The transcript has a single exon. Gene Ontology annotation, molecular function: lipoyl(octanoyl) transferase activity. Gene Ontology annotation, biological process: protein lipoylation. Gene Ontology annotation, cellular component: mitochondrion. NCBI's taxonomy places the organism in Eukaryota, Bacillariophyta, Bacillariophyceae, Surirellales, Neidiaceae. The record is from RefSeq and is a predicted model, not a curated record.
CGACAAUCUAUACGGCUUGAAAAGGAAAAUCGCAGCAAAAGUUUUGAUACUAUUCUUCUACUUCAGCACAAAUCGGUGUUAACCUUGGGAACAGCAUCCGACGAAUCUUUUAUUCUCAACAGAGAGAACUCUACUGUAAGAACUAUUCGAAUGGACCGUGGGGGCGAAGUCACUUAUCAUGGACCAGGGCAGCUCGUCGUAUACCCUAUUCUCGAUUUGCGACAAUAUCGGCAAGAUCUGCACUGGUAUAUGCGCGCGCUGGAACAAGCCGUCAUACAGACGCUUCACAAACUUGGUGUCGUUGAAGCUACUCGAGACGAAGAGACGACCGGAGUUUGGGUUCGUGGUCGGAAGGUUGCUUCUAUUGGUGUCAAGUGCCGUUCAUGGGUGACGCAACACGGGGUCGCCAUAAAUGUAGAGCGAGAGGCACUGCAUGGCUUUGAAGGUAUUGUACCUUGUGGUCUGGAGGGUCGCAGUGUCGCAUGCGUCAACGAUUUUAUG